Scedosporium apiospermum is the source of this 417-nucleotide messenger RNA. RefSeq lists its product as uncharacterized. Bases 1 to 417 code for a protein of 138 amino acids. NCBI's taxonomy places the organism in Eukaryota, Fungi, Ascomycota, Sordariomycetes, Microascales, Microascaceae. The transcript has 3 exons. The record is from RefSeq and is a predicted model, not a curated record.
AUGCUCCACGCAGUCCAUGCUUUCGCAAAGGCCUUUCUCGACUACGAAGCCAAGAAGUCUGAGACUACUACUCUUAAUCUAAUCCUCAAAGCCCACGAGGCUAAACGUGCCUGCGGCAGCGCCGCCCCCUCCAUUCUAGACUCAACCAGACCAUCACCCACAACCCCAGCUCCCUCCAAAGUCCGGAUCGUCUCGCAAACCCCACAGCCAGAACGCAAGAGAACGACUAAAGAGCUCCUCCAGGCUCUCGUGGAGUCUAACAAGCGUGUGGAGGAUACCCAGGCGCGUCUCGCUGAACGCCAGGAUAGGAUUGUCCAGACGCAGGCGCUGCUUUCUUUGACUCUGGAUCGCCUCGCUCGGAAUCAAGAGGAUAUUUUUGAGGUUCUGAAGGAGGUUCGUGAUGCUUGCCGCGGUUAA